Messenger RNA from Patiria miniata (bat star), 529 nucleotides. RefSeq names its product phospholipase A2 AP-PLA2-I-like. Gene Ontology annotation, molecular function: calcium ion binding; phospholipid binding. The transcript is spliced from 3 exons. NCBI's taxonomy places the organism in Eukaryota, Metazoa, Echinodermata, Asteroidea, Valvatida, Asterinidae. The record is from RefSeq and is a predicted model, not a curated record. Bases 15 to 410 code for a protein of 131 amino acids. Gene Ontology annotation, biological process: phospholipid metabolic process; lipid catabolic process; arachidonate secretion.
UUCAGUUUGGCAAUAUGAUUCUGUGCCUUGUGGAUCUGGGUGUCUGGGAUGGGCUAGAAUACAACGGUUAUGGCUGUUACUGUGGCAAAGGAGGCUAUGGCACAGCGCUGGAUGCUACCGACCAAUGCUGUGUAGAACACGAUAACUGCUACGGUAGAGCUCCAGUGGAGGGCGGAUGCAAUACCUUGGAUACCUACCUGAUCGACUACGACUACGAAAAAACCACUGACGCUAAUGGCAACUGUGCCAUCAAAUGCAAGGCAGAAGCCGACUACGGGUUUUUCUCCAUCAAUUCCCAAUGCAAAGCCUUCAUGUGUGAAUGUGACCGCAAGGGGGCGGAGUGCUUCGCCGCCAAGCGGGGCUCGUUUAACCCCGACUAUGUCAACUAUGACAAGAACGGUAAAUGCUGAGCAUGUAGGCCUACUCCCGAGGUUGGUCCGAACACAGCGAUUUCAAAUCCAGAGAUACCCUUUUAGGGAUUAAUUCCUCAGUAAUAAUUUAUUCUUUAAACCUAGUUAUCAAAAAAUGG